Molecule: messenger RNA, 1876 nt
Organism: Syngnathus typhle (broad-nosed pipefish)
Lineage: Eukaryota; Metazoa; Chordata; Actinopteri; Syngnathiformes; Syngnathidae
Product: calcium-activated potassium channel subunit beta-2-like
Exons: 5
Coding region: 898-1680 (260 amino acids)
Biological process (GO): detection of calcium ion; potassium ion transport
Cellular component (GO): membrane; voltage-gated potassium channel complex
Molecular function (GO): potassium channel regulator activity; calcium-activated potassium channel activity
Source: RefSeq, a predicted model, not a curated record
CCUGUAAAUCACUUCAAAGUGUGACACUAGCCAUUCCUCAUGAGCCAUUUGACAGGAAGUCACCUGUCACAGUAAGUCCAGCUUCUGUAGAUUGUAGAGCAUGGUGAACAACAAGUGAACCACUCUCCAAGUAGUUUACAGGCUUUGAUCUGACUGAGGUUAGUUGAAGGAGUAAGAUGGUGAUUCGGAAAAUGUAUGUCCGGCAUCACAGCUGAAAUCAAUACAGGUAUGUGUGGAACUUGAGGCACUUGGGACAGCAAUGGCCAGCCUGCUCACACAACGGAGAAAAGUUGUAAGACAUGGCGUCAAAAUCAUGUAAGUGUGAGUUUUUGAGAUGGAAAAGCAUAAUCACUUCCUUUAAAUGUCUUGUACAACUCCUGAAAACAUUUUUCCUGAAGCAGCUGAGAAUGUAACACAAUGGAGAAAUUAGUCAUCACCCGGAAACUUGUUGGCUUGGUGAAAACUAUGGGCCAUCUUACAUGUUGUACACUGCAUGGUUGCUUUAGAAUGACUGCAUCUCAACUAAUUCUAUUGUGUAAAUCUAAUUCAAGUGUCAAUAUUGACUAAAAAUGUCUAUCAAGGACUGUGUGAUGUAUGUGCCUAUGUUUUACGUACAUCCAUGGCAGGAGCUGCAGAGAGAAAAAGGAUCCUCAUGCAAGGUGUUGUUGUUGUUUUGCCAACCAAGGACCCAAUGACUUUGUGUUGACAUGAUCCAGCGGGUAGGUUUUUUCACCGUUUCUUUGUCUUCAAAAUGGAAUGUUUACCCAGUAGCCGCCACCAGGAAGUCAACCAUAACAGGAACGAUCCCGUUCCGACAACACCCUAAAAAUGAGGGAGCACAGCAUUUUUCGUAGAUACGUAUAAUCUCUUUAAGUAUCGCACUGACAAAGAGUAGACAUGCACCAAAAAGCUUUCCAGCAAUCUCCCAGUUCCACUUCAGUGAGUAAAGGAGAAAGAGGAUCAUCAAGAAAAAUGUUUUUUGUCGCCAGGGCCACAAAUACAGCAUCGGGCGUAGGAAAUGAAAGGAGGUCAAUCUAUCGGAAAUUCCGUGAGGUUGAUAUACUGGACAAGAAAAAGACCGUGACGGCUCUGAAGCCUGGUGAAGAUAGAGCUAUUCUCCUGGGUCUAGGAAUGAUCUUCUCCUCCGUCAUGAUGUACUUUGUUCUUGGGAUCACUAUAUUACGCUCGUAUGCUGAAAGUGCGUGGACAGAGGAAGGUGUGUGCGUUGUUCUUAACUCCACGGUCACAGCAGACAUGAACUGUUCCUACAACUGUGGCUCAGACUGCUGGCGAGUCUCCAAAUACCCCUGUCUGCAGGUCUACGUGAACGUCAACAACACAGGCCGCAUCAGUCGAUUAUCUCACAAUGAAGAGACACAGGAUGCCAGCUCGGAAUGUUUCUAUGUGCCCAGUUGCCAGAAGGACAGCGCUCAAAUGCACACCAUGAUCAUGAACAUCUCCGAACGUCUGAAGGCUAAACAGCAGGUUCCAUGUUACUUUGACCCCAGCGAGCAGCAGGACACGGUUCUCCUGACUCGGCUCUACGACCACAUUGUUGUCUUCCACUCGCUGCUGUGGCCCUCGUGCAUGUUCAUCGGAGGCGUCCUCAUAAUUGUGAUGGUCAAGCUCACACAGUACCUGUCCAGAUUGUGCGAACAGAUCGUGAAGAUCAGAAUGUGAAGCCAUUGUUACAAGGCACCUGACAUAAUGAGCAAAAGCAAAGUUUUAAACAAAUAAGGAUUCUGGCAAGUGAUGCCUUUGACCAAGGCAUUUUGAGGCAGCUGACUCUCUCAAGAUUGAGGAACGGACUGAAUGAACGUUCCUGAAGACGAAUCGCGGCUAUUUCUCGAAAACUGACUGAAAAGUGGGGGGUUGG